AGUUUGCGAGCCUGUGCCAAAGUGAGCCACCUGUUUGCAACACUCACCAAGUGAGGGAAGUAAAAGUUCACAGGCAACAGGCAGCACCGCGAUUUAGCUGUAGAGAAAAGAACAGAGCGGUAUUCACACCAUCAACGUAGCCAUGACUGAUGGAAAUGCACCUCCAGGUGCUGUAACAGCGGAGAAAUGUGAUGUUCAAGAUUCAAAGCAGAGCAGUGAAAUGGACCCAGAGGUGGAGGAGCAGCACAAAUGUGCCACAGGUGAGACCCAGCCCCUCCAGGAGCUGGAAGAGGUUUUGCAUUCAGCUCCACGCUCAUGUCACCAUGGAGAUGAGGUGUGGCCCAACCUGAUUUUGGGAGACAUGUAUGGACUGUGGCAGCUGGACAUCACACAUGUGCUGAAUGCCGCACAUGGUAAACUGUGCUGCAAAGGCACAGAUGACUUCUAUGGGACUACGGUGAAAUAUUACGGGGUCCCAGCCAAUGACCUGCCAACAUUUGACCUUUCACCUUUUUUCCACCCUGCUGCAAUGUUCAUUCACCAGGCUUUGACAUCAGGAGGGAAGGUUUUUGUGCACUGUGCUGUGGGUGUGAGCCGCUCAGCUGCACUGGUCCUGGCCUACCUGAUGAUUCAUCAUCGUCUCAGUCUUCUGUCUUCCAUUCGCUGUGUGCAACAGAAAAGAUGGAUUUUCCCUAAUAGAGGAUUCUUACAACAACUUAUCUACCUGGACCAAAAACUGCAGGAAGAACGGCUAAAACAACCCUAAUGGCAUAAUAAAA
This is a messenger RNA of Cololabis saira (Pacific saury), 779 nucleotides long. Its product is annotated as dual specificity protein phosphatase 13A-like. Gene Ontology annotation, cellular component: cytoplasm. The transcript has 3 exons. Gene Ontology annotation, biological process: negative regulation of MAPK cascade; protein dephosphorylation. Lineage: Eukaryota; Metazoa; Chordata; Actinopteri; Beloniformes; Belonidae. Gene Ontology annotation, molecular function: MAP kinase phosphatase activity; protein tyrosine/serine/threonine phosphatase activity. Bases 143 to 766 code for a protein of 207 amino acids. The record is from RefSeq and is a predicted model, not a curated record.